GCAAUGCUCUUUUACCAGUAGUUAAAAUGAAGUUAAUUCACCGAGGAUGAAGUGAAGCUGUUUCGAAAUGGAAGCAGAUGAUCCUCUUUCUUUGAGGAAUCAGAUGAACAUCUCGGCGGCUUUUACCAACAUCUCACCAACAAUCACAGGACCCGCCGAGCGCGCGCCCGCAUCCUCUUACGACAUGCUAAUCACAUCCAUACUCGGCACAAUUUUAACCAUCAUGUGUUUCGUGGGCAUAACUGGAAACGUUUACACCUUGAUCAUCGUGAACACCUCCGUGCGCGUAACUGGAUCGAUGUAUGUCUACAUAGUGAACUUGGCUCUGGCGGACCUGCUGUACCUCUCCACCAUUCCGUUCGUGGUCUGCACGUAUUUUGCGAAAGACUGGUACUUCGGGGACGUCGGAUGCCGCCUUCUGUUCAGCCUGGAUUUCGUCACCAUGCACGCGAGUAUCUUCAUCCUGACCGUCAUGAGCACGGAGCGAUAUCUGGCCGUCGUGAACCCGCUCGACACCUUCGGACGUUCCCGGCGUUACCGGCGCGCGGUCACUGUUCUCGUGUGGCUCUUCUCCUUCAUCCUUGCCUUGCCGUCCAUGAUCUUGAUUGACCUCAAGAUAGACGUGCAAGAUGGAGUGGAGAAGCGCAUGUGCCACCCGACCUGGCAGAUGACCGCGUACCGGGUGUACCUCACCGUUUUAUUCAACACCUGCAUCUUGGCUCCUGGAUUAAUCAUUGGCUACCUCUACCUGAAAUUAGCCCGGAUUUACUGGCUUUCUCAAACCUCAGUGUUCCCCUCUAGAGAAGUUAAGAGGUGUCCUAAGCAGAAGGUAUUAUAUAUGAUCUUCACCAUAGUUCUGACCUAUUGGGCGUGUUUUUUACCCUUCUGGUUGUGGCAGUUGCUCAGUAUCUACUAUUACGCACACAGAGGACUCUCCAGCUAUACUGUGGUGUACAUUAACUUCAUUGUGACUUGUUUGGCGUACAGUAACAGCUGCAUCAAUCCUUUCUUGUACACUUUGCUGACUAGGAAUUAUCAGGAAUAUGUGAGGGACAGGCAGAAAAACAGCAUCGAGUUUAAGAAGAGAGUCAGACUGUCUUCGCAAAGGUCUUUGUCUCUUUUGGGUCCAAACAGUUCUGCAAUUCUGUGA
This is a messenger RNA of Danio aesculapii, 1150 nucleotides long. RefSeq names its product urotensin-2 receptor 5 (gene uts2r5). Gene Ontology annotation, cellular component: membrane. Gene Ontology annotation, biological process: neuropeptide signaling pathway; blood vessel diameter maintenance; regulation of blood pressure. The transcript has a single exon. Lineage: Eukaryota; Metazoa; Chordata; Actinopteri; Cypriniformes; Danionidae. The record is from RefSeq and is a predicted model, not a curated record. The coding region runs from base 68 to 1150 and encodes 360 amino acids. Gene Ontology annotation, molecular function: urotensin II receptor activity.